Molecule: messenger RNA, 1142 nt
Organism: Caenorhabditis angaria
Lineage: Eukaryota; Metazoa; Nematoda; Chromadorea; Rhabditida; Rhabditidae
Source: the annotation of a GenBank genome assembly
AUGUAUGUGGUCAUAAGUAUGGAGCCUGGCGCGACUUUGAAUCAACUUAUGGUUUUUAUGACGCAAAAGGCUAUCACGUUUUCGGUGACCGAUCGAAUCAAUAAACUUUGUGAUAAGAAUGGUGAGUGGAGUAUUUUUAGGAGGGAACUAUUCAGAAGUGUUUUGAAUCUAGAUUUUGCUCAGAUCUUUCAUCAAAAUCAUUCAAAAAAUACUUGAAAUCAUCAAUAACUUGAGUUACAGUAAAUCCGGAAAAAUGUGAAAUCUCAACUCAAACCGAAGAACAAACACAAACACCUUCGAUAUCUGGACCGCCUGCCAAAAAAUCACGCCCAGAAGAAUGCGAUUCGCCGUGCUCUUCAGCCACACCUUCUGAGCCGACAAUCGAUAAAAAUGGAUGGGAUUCGGAAACUGCUUUGCUAAAAAAUUUGAUUGAUGGAAAUGACAAUGAUAAGGAGACUGAUGAGAUUCAAGCACAGAUUUAUGCUGCACUCUUUGCGAAGAUUCAGGUAAUUUUCAAAACUUUUUCAAAGGAGUGGUUGAUGUUUUUCUACCUUCGAAAUAUAUCAUUCAUAAAAAGUUAUUUUUCAGCCUGAAAAUAUGGAUGAAGAAUCUGAAUCAUCCAAUCCAACACCAAGCCUCGAUUUAAAUAUUUUCAACAACUCUGACACUAGCGGCUCAAAUUAUCGAUAUAAAGCUCAAUACGCUUCAACGAAACGUGGAGUUUGUCAAGUUUGUAAUCGUGAAGUUUCAUUAAUAACAACUCAUCGAAAACGGCACGCGAAUACACAUUUGGGAUUCAAAAGUUUGAAAUGUACAGUGUGUCAUAAAUAUUUUGCGAGACAAGAUUUGGGAACAGGACAUUUUAAGAAAGAACAUCCUGACAUGGAAUUUAUACCAUUUGUUGAUACAAUGUGAGUUUGAAGAAAGUUUCUGAAUAGAUUUCGAACUACGUUUUUUGCAGGUCUGCUGACGAUGAACAACAAUUAGCCCUAAUGAUGAAUCUAUGUUUCCCGGAAGAAAUGUCAAAAAAGAAUAAAUCGAAAGCUGAAACUGAGGCUUCGACAUCGCCAUCACCCUCAAAAACUAUUAAAGACACAUCAGCCACUGGAAAAAACAGAUUUCCCGCAUUUAUUUUCAAAUGA